Messenger RNA from Maudiozyma barnettii, 1161 nucleotides. RefSeq lists its product as uncharacterized. Bases 1 to 1161 code for a protein of 386 amino acids. The transcript has a single exon. NCBI's taxonomy places the organism in Eukaryota, Fungi, Ascomycota, Saccharomycetes, Saccharomycetales, Saccharomycetaceae. The record is from RefSeq and is a predicted model, not a curated record.
AUGCAAAAUACUACAACUACUCAAGGUCUACCAGUUAGCACUAUUUGCCAUAAUUUGUUUGAAAUCUGUACAUUUAAAUCAGUUUCCAAAUUCCCUGUUGCUACUCCAUUCAAGGCAUUUAAUAUUGUCGGGGAACAGUUAUGUCAGUUAAAUCCACCAAACUGGACGACAGGCUUCAAAUAUAUUUUAGAGGAUUAUAAUGGUCCACUUGUUAUCUUUGUUAAAGAUCAAAAACAUGAAGAUUAUGGUAAAGCCUUAAACACUCACUCCAGAUGGUGCCAAACUACGACUAAUAAUAUACUAUUUAGGAGAGUAUCUUUGACAUGGUAUGAUGAAUAUACUAUCAAGGAAGGUCUAUCCGAACAAAAAGGCAUUAACUGCUUCAUAGAAGGUAAUUUGUUUUGUGUUUUGGGAGAUUUUCCUGAUAUACAGAUUAAUUUGGUAGAACUAUUUGGUAACACAUUAGUUCAAGUCCAUGAAAAUAAAAAUCUAGUGAUGAUAGGUAUAUUUUAUUUUUUAAUGCAAAAGAUAGGUAAUCACAUUCAGCUGCUAAAAAAUGAUCUUUUAAAAAAAGAGAAAAAAAAUCAAAAUGUCGCUUAUAUUUUUAGCUCAAAGAUGAAUUCAUACCUCAGAAAGAGGUGUGAUAAUCUAACUGAGUUAUCAAAAAUGAUAUUCCAAGGGAAAGAAUUUUUGACCCUAAUCGAAGACCAUCUAGAAAACUUAGAAGUUGACAAGAAUUCAACAUUCAUGGCUCCGAUUAGCAAAGAUGUGAGAUCGAACUUUGAUCAAAAAAUAAGAGAGUGUUCGUUAACAUUAUUGUGUCUCGAAAACAAUCUCGCUGAAGCACAUGAAAAGCUUCACAAAUGUUUGAAGAUAAUUCCCUACGCUGUGGGCUGCCUACUUGCAACAAUGUGCAUAUCUAAAGUGGUGGAAAUGAUAGUACACAAAGUAGCUGGAAAAACAGAACACAGUUUUGAAGGACUUACAAUCGCAUUCAUAAGCGAGGUUAUCGUGUGCCUAUUGUAUGUGAUUAUUUAUUUUUGGUACAACGGCGUUCGUCUAAGGUUAGGGAUAACAUUUCCUAGUUGCAAAUUAGAUAUGUCCAAAUUUCGGGUCGCACCCAAACAAGAAGAUAUUUCGGAUGGCCCCUCUGUUCCUUGA